CUCCUUCGCUUUCCCAAGCCUUUCCAGGAGAAGCUCACUGCCAUCCGCGCUAUCUGAUACGCUCACUCACCGCUGCGUUGCUCGCCGGCUCAGAUGGCUCUUCAGGCGGCCACUUCCUUCCUCCCGUCGGCCCUCUCCGCGCGCAAGGAGGGAGCGGCCAAGGACUCGGCCUUCUUCGGCGUACGUCUCGCCGAUGGCCUCAAAUUGGACGCCACCUCCCUCGGCCUGCGCACCAAGAGAGUGAACACGUCGUCGGUGGCCAUCCGCGCGCAGGCCGCGGCGGUGUCCGCGCCGACAGCAACCCCGGCGUCGCCGGCCGGCAAGAAGACUGUCCGCACGGGCAACGCGAUCAUCACGGGCGCGUCGUCGGGCCUCGGCCUCGCCACGGCCAAGGCCCUGGCGGAGUCAGGCAAGUGGCACGUCAUCAUGGCGUGCCGCGACUACCUCAAGACCGCGCGCGCGGCCAGGGCGGCCGGCAUGCCCAAGGGCAGCUACACCAUCGUGCACCUUGAUCUGGCCUCCCUCGACAGCGUCCGCCAGUUCGUCAAGAACGUGCGCCAGCUCGACAUGCCCAUCGACGUCGUCGUCUGCAACGCCGCCGUGUACCAGCCCACCGCCAAGGAGCCUUCCUUCACCGCGGACGGCUUCGAGAUGAGCGUCGGCGUCAACCACCUCGGCCACUUCCUCCUCGCCCGCGAGCUCCUCGAGGACCUCAAGGCCUCCGACUACCCCUCCAAGCGCCUCAUCAUCGUCGGCUCCAUUACCGGGAACACGAACACGCUUGCCGGGAACGUGCCGCCGAAGGCCAACCUGGGGGACCUGAGGGGCCUCGCGGCCGGGCUGAACGGCGUGGGCAGCGCCGCCAUGAUCGACGGCGCGGAGUUCGACGGCGCCAAGGCGUACAAGGACAGCAAGGUGUGCAACAUGCUGACCAUGCAGGAGUUCCACCGGCGGUACCACGAGGAGACCGGCGUCACCUUCGCGUCGCUCUACCCGGGGUGCAUCGCCACCACGGGGCUCUUCCGUGAACACAUCCCUCUGUUCCGCCUCCUCUUCCCGCCGUUCCAGAAGUACAUCACCAAGGGGUACGUGUCCGAGGAGGAGGCCGGCAAGAGGCUGGCGCAGGUCGUCAGCGAGCCCAGCCUCACCAAGUCCGGCGUCUACUGGAGCUGGAACAAAAACUCGGCGUCCUUCGAGAACCAGCUCUCCGAGGAGGCCAGCGACACCGAGAAGGCCAGGAAGGUCUGGGAGCUCAGCGAGAAGCUCGUCGGGCUCGCAUGAUCACCGACUGGCCGGCUCUCCGGCGAGGUCUCAAACCCCGAUCGGUCGUCAUUCCGCACCAAGUUGCGAAAUUUUGUGCUUCUUUUCUCAAGCAAAAAAAAAGGAAAAAUAAUUGUAGGACACGUUUCGCACAAACUGCUAGGUUAAGUAUGUGGCGCCCCCGGUUAAGUCCGAAGUGGUUACAGUUCACAAGUGAGUUUAAGCCUGUAAAACUAGUUCUUUUCGCUUCGAUUUGGUAAUAGUGACAAUAAAGUGUCUUGGGCAGCCAAAUAGUGGAAGUGCAGUUCGAGCUUU
This is a messenger RNA of Hordeum vulgare subsp. vulgare (domesticated barley), 1575 nucleotides long. Its product is annotated as protochlorophyllide reductase B, chloroplastic. The coding region runs from base 94 to 1281 and encodes 395 amino acids. Lineage: Eukaryota; Viridiplantae; Streptophyta; Magnoliopsida; Poales; Poaceae. Gene Ontology annotation, molecular function: protochlorophyllide reductase activity. The record is from RefSeq and is a predicted model, not a curated record. The transcript has 4 exons.